This is a messenger RNA of Portunus trituberculatus (swimming crab), 612 nucleotides long. RefSeq lists its product as uncharacterized. Gene Ontology annotation, molecular function: structural constituent of ribosome. Gene Ontology annotation, cellular component: ribosome; mitochondrial large ribosomal subunit. NCBI's taxonomy places the organism in Eukaryota, Metazoa, Arthropoda, Malacostraca, Decapoda, Portunidae. The record is from RefSeq and is a predicted model, not a curated record. The coding region runs from base 81 to 434 and encodes 117 amino acids. Gene Ontology annotation, biological process: translation. The transcript is spliced from 2 exons.
CCUCGUCGCCGCCACUAGAAUACCUCAAGAUCAAGACUACUAGUGCUAGUGUUGUUAUUACUCUUCCCAGACUUCCUACCAUGAACGUACUAUUCUCCAGGCUUUGGACGUCCUCACUCCCAGGACUCGUGGGAGGGGUCGCCAUGACCUGCAGGACUCUGGUCACACGCCCUCACCUGCCACACGCCCUCGCCGCUACGCCCACGCCCUUGUAUGGGGGCGUAGGCAUGACUGGCCUCGCCAGACCCCUGCUGCUGCCUCAGUCUCCCAUUGGUGGAGUUGGUGGGAGGACAAAUGUGCGGUGCCACUUCCCAAAGCCCAGCGAGAAGCGGCGAAUCAAGCGGCAUGGUUGGGAGAAACGCAUGUCGUCCUUCAGUGGCCGGGAGAUUCUGAGGCGGAGGAUUCUAAAGGGACGCCACGUGCUCAGCCACUAACGCGGGUCCUCUGAGGCUGUUUCUGACACCAGAACUACAUGAGGUUCUGGGAUGCCACAUACUCAGUCACUAACAGGUCCUUGGAGGCUGGGGUGGGUGUUGUACAAAGAUACUAUUGGUGAUGUCUGAUGAACAAGAAUAAGUGUAGAUCUAGAGGAAUAAAAAUGACUGGAUGAGA